AUGGCAAGUGCUUCCAAGCAGAACUUGGAAGAGUCUCUACGCGACAUCUUUGUUCUAGCGGAAGCUGCACUUUCUGCGACUUCGAUUAGUUCCACGAUCACAGCAUCGGACCUACCCGGUGCAGGACGUAUUCUCGGAAAUCUAUACAGCUUUCUGGGGAAAAGAUUAGAGGAGACGCUAAACAGGCUUGCGGAACGCUGUGGAUACGGUCCUCGGGCGAUUGAAGACCGCAUUUUACGCACAUGUCAUAAACUCAAAGAUGAUAUGUAUGAAGAUCUUGCCGUUGAGCUGGGUACUAAGAACGAACGCCUUCUCUGGAAGGACUUGAAGAAGCUUAUUGCGUCCAACAUUAAGUGUAAUCGGGAAGCAGCAUUCACUAUUAUCGCAUCGAUUGCAGUUGUCAAUCCGCGGUUCUCUAUUAUUCUUCGUGAUCUCGGAGCAAUUCAAGAACUAGGACUUGCAUGCGUUCGCGAAGAGGACUACAUGUAUACCAGCCAUCUUCUCUCGCCAUCUCGCAAGGCUCUCGUUUCUGUACUGGAAAACAACGUAAAUAAGACAGGCUAUGAUUGGGCAUCGGCUGCACGUACGAUAGCGUCAUUCGAACCGAAGACUUUCAUGCAUUUGGAAAGGGCAAGUGUGGCUGGGGUUUGUAUUGAGGGAUUGAACAAGUACGGGUUACUUGUUGCUUUCGUUGGCAGCAAUAACAAAUACAAAACACCCUUUCUUGAAAUAAGGUCGCCAGAAGAAUCUUACCUUGCAACGCUUCAUCUUACCAAACUUCAAAAAAUACCCGCACACUUCUUCUGGAGUCUUCCAGAUGCAGACGUGCAGGAGAUUGGGCACCACCUUCAUCGCGUCAAUAGUUUUCUAGCACAGAUCAUUCAUCAUAAAGUUACGGAGGAACCGAAUUACAUUGACUGGCCCAGUCUUGCACUGUUGAUCGGUCGCCUACAACACGACUUUUUAUUGGUUCCCGGUUGCACAAAGGAGGUGAUUGGGUUUGUGCAUCAGUUAAUUGGUGAUAUCCUCGUUAUGUCGCAUGAUAAGAUUCCUGUUCGCAUAAGAGCCGAUGUUAUUGCUGAUCAUGCCCGUAUGGCACAAUUGUUGUAA
This is a messenger RNA of Fomitiporia mediterranea MF3/22, 1110 nucleotides long. RefSeq lists its product as uncharacterized. The coding region runs from base 1 to 1110 and encodes 369 amino acids. The transcript is spliced from 4 exons. Lineage: Eukaryota; Fungi; Basidiomycota; Agaricomycetes; Hymenochaetales; Hymenochaetaceae. The record is from RefSeq and is a predicted model, not a curated record.